This is a messenger RNA of Sphenostylis stenocarpa, 202 nucleotides long. The record is from the annotation of a GenBank genome assembly. NCBI's taxonomy places the organism in Eukaryota, Viridiplantae, Streptophyta, Magnoliopsida, Fabales, Fabaceae.
AGGGCUGAAGAGAUCAUUGGCUGGCUGUAAACUGUCACAGGUUGUCUGGGCAACACUGGAAAUACCACUGGAUAAGUGGAUGGCUCCUAAAUUCAACUUCAUGAUCUCUAUUAAAGACCCCUCAAGAAAACGAAAAAUUUCAAACGGAGUAGGUGAGGAGAUGAGGCACUGCUACAGUAGAAUGCUGUUUAUCUAUACCUAA